This is a messenger RNA of Vigna angularis (adzuki bean), 1831 nucleotides long. Its product is annotated as mitogen-activated protein kinase homolog NTF6. Gene Ontology annotation, biological process: protein phosphorylation; intracellular signal transduction. Gene Ontology annotation, cellular component: cytoplasm; nucleus. The record is from RefSeq and is a predicted model, not a curated record. Gene Ontology annotation, molecular function: ATP binding; MAP kinase activity. The transcript has 6 exons. NCBI's taxonomy places the organism in Eukaryota, Viridiplantae, Streptophyta, Magnoliopsida, Fabales, Fabaceae. Bases 287 to 1408 code for a protein of 373 amino acids.
GCGGGAUUUCACUGACACGAUUCAAUUUCGAAAGAUAAUUUUGAUGGACAGUGUUGUUUUGGGUUGUCCCCAACUAAUCACAAACGGGAAGGUUUACAACAAGAACAACGAAGCAGAUUCGAACAUUUGAAAUUAAAUUUGAAAAGUUCGAACGCCAAAAAGCAAAAGCCAUUGAAGUCACUGUGGCAAAGUGGACCUAAUAAUAAUCACAUUCUGAAAUCCUGAAUCCCAAUUCUCACUCACUUUCCUUGUUCGCUUCGGUUUGUGUGCAGAGAAACGAAAGGAAAUGGAAAAUAACGCCGAAUCUGAGAAACCGAAAGGGAAAGGGAUUCCAGUUCACGGUGGCAAGUACGUGCGCUACAACAUCUUAGGCAACGUUUUCGAAGUCUAUGCGAAGUACGCACCGCCUCUGCAACCCGUUGGUAGAGGCGCAUACGGCAUCGUUUGCUGCGCGACGAAUUCGGAGACCGAAGAAGGAGUUGCGAUUAAGAAGAUUGGGAAUGCGUUUGACAACAGGAUCGACGCGAAGAGGACGCUCAGAGAAAUCAAGCUUCUCUGCCACAUGGAACAUGAUAACAUAAUUAAAAUUAAGGACAUAAUUCGGCCAGCGGAGAGGGAGAAUUUCAACGAUGUGUAUAUUGUGUAUGAGUUGAUGGACACCGAUCUGCAUCAGAUUAUACAGUCUAAUCAGGCUCUCACUGAUGAGCACUGCCAGUACUUUUUAUAUCAACUCUUGCGAGGAUUGAAGUACAUACAUUCUGCAAAUGUUUUGCACCGAGAUUUAAAACCAAGCAAUUUACUUCUCAACGCAAACUGUGAUCUCAAAAUAUGUGACUUUGGGCUGGCCAGAACAACCUCAGAGACGGACUUUAUGACAGAAUAUGUUGUCACUCGUUGGUACAGGGCCCCUGAAUUGUUAUUGAAUUGUUCAGAAUAUACUGCUGCUAUUGAUAUUUGGUCGGUUGGUUGUAUUUUAAUGGAGAUAAUUAGAAGGGAGCCUUUAUUUCCUGGUAAAGAUUAUGUUCAGCAGUUGGCCCUUAUAACUGAGUUAUUAGGUUCUCCAAAUGACUCGGAUCUUGGGUUCCUCAGAAGUGAUAAUGCAAAGAAAUAUGUUAAGCAGCUUCCACAUAUAGAGAAGAGGUCUUUUGCUGAGCGGUUUCCUGAUACGUCCACGUUAGCAAUUGAUCUUGCUGAGAAAAUGUUGGUCUUUGAUCCCUCCAAGCGAAUAACUGUCGAAGAAGCACUAAAUCACCCAUACAUGGCAAGUCUUCAUGAGAUCAACGAGGAGCCCGUUUGCCCAACUCCUUUCAUCUUUGAUUUCGAACAGACAACUCUUAACGAAGAAGACAUAAAGGAGCUCAUAUGGAGAGAGUCUCUAAACUUCAGCCAGGACCAGAUGUUGGAAUAGCCUUGGGCAUUGGCAAAAUAUUUUUUAUAUGGAAUUUCGUUAUUCAGGUUUGGAGUUGGGUGGUAAAGGUUCUAUUUCUAUCAAACAUGUUAUAAAUUGCUUUAGUAGGUUUGGAGCUGCAAGUGCAGCAUGUGAUUCUGUAAUGGAAAUGGUGAGGGAGAUAGGUUCUCCCGUUCCAGUUGCCUUGAGAGGGAAACUUUCUUUUACCUUUUUUAUUUCUUGGAGAGGAUUAUGGUACCCACAAAGCGUUGGUGCUUGCUAUGCAUAAGAGGGGCAUAUGCUUCCAAGGCCUAAGCCGUUGUCUUUUUGGCUUUGCAUUGUAUAAAUAUCCAAAUAUAGUAGUUACACAGAAGUUAUUGAAGAUAAGCCACAAUAUAGUGGUUUUUACUUUUGGGUGGUUAUAAUAGAGGUUUUGUUUCGUUA